CCGUGGGUGACACAACAAGAGCUGAAAGACUCUCAGCCACCCAUGAGGUUCCCAUAGGACAUUUCCCUCGAGCACUCGUAUCUGUCCUGUUCUCAAGAAUUCAUGCACAGGAUAUAACUAGCAUAAUGCUUGUUAUGCUCUAUACUUAAUAAAAGUAUAAUAAUUGCCUUAUUAGGUGAUUUAAUGAACGGUUAUCCCUUCGUUACAACCGUUGACGCCCACCAAAGAAAAUGAACUACAUUGGUGCGACAUUAAAAUCUGGGGUUAGAUGGAUUGUUCUGACUUGAGACAUCGGCAAGGACCAACUGCAAAUGCGGUCCAGGAUAAAAGGAGCAAUACUUGAGACAUCACGCAAACAACUUGUUGUUGAUGUUUUCGGGACCUGCCAAGUAUUCACGCUUUCGUGACAAUAGAACCCAUAAUGUUCGUUGGUUCAUGUUGUUAUUGCUAUAUUAUAAAUGGUGUUUCCCCUUUUCUUAGGUCUGUUACGAGCAUGCCCGUUGUCCAUGUGCCCAUCAUAGAUAUUGAGGUCCAUCAUGUUCACCGUCUUGUCUCCCAGCUAUGACAAAUAACCUGCAGCCUCGGCCAGUCUACCUUCACAAAUACGCACAUUAGGAAAAAUGAGCACUGCAUCAACCUUCAAAGGACUAGUAAAGUCCACCUAUUACAAGUCACCUGCAACAGCGGAUCUUCAACCAGCUUACAAACAUGAUAUAUCUGAACAAGGCCGCACUAUUGAAGACGAUCGCCCAGCUGAAGAAGAACCAUUGGAGUGCUUGGUCUAUUAUCUCUUUUCACAUUCCAUCUUUCGGCCGGCUCGAAAGCCACUGAUCCGCUACCUUCGGGACCAAGCCACCAUCAAGCCUAUUCGCCAGAGUCCGUCGCUUGAGAUCAUCACCGACCUACCUUCAAUGCUCUUCGGAAGCCUUCCGUUGUUGAUAUCGAUAUGGGCAUUGACUAGCUACUGUUGGAUCCCUUUAUGCGGACUGAUGAUAUGGGAGCGUACGGGCUCUGAUGUCGUAUAUGAAUGCCUGUCAUGGAUCUUAAAAGGGUUUGGGACUGUGGUGAAUGUUAUGGGGAGAACAUAUGAGGGCAUCACUACGAUAAAAACUUCUGCAGUUAUAUCAAACGGAGCUCGACGGGUUUUGCAGUGGGUAGACGAACAGAUGGAUGACGAUGAAGCGCUCGGGAGUCUUUUAUAUCCCCAUUGUGGGACCUCCUAGCACAGCAAUGGUCAGAAUACGAUAAAAGAAAUGGCAUAUGAUACCAGUUAGAUAAAGAGUAUAUUGUCGACGUAAUGAUAGGAUGAAGAAUAUGUGC
Molecule: messenger RNA, 1320 nt
Organism: Fusarium odoratissimum NRRL 54006
Lineage: Eukaryota; Fungi; Ascomycota; Sordariomycetes; Hypocreales; Nectriaceae
Exons: 2
Coding region: 621-1223 (200 amino acids)
Source: RefSeq, a predicted model, not a curated record